Molecule: messenger RNA, 2222 nt
Organism: Hansenula anomala
Lineage: Eukaryota; Fungi; Ascomycota; Saccharomycetes; Phaffomycetales; Wickerhamomycetaceae
Exons: 1
Coding region: 1-1746 (581 amino acids)
Biological process (GO): transmembrane transport; carbohydrate transport
Cellular component (GO): membrane
Molecular function (GO): carbohydrate:proton symporter activity
Source: RefSeq, a predicted model, not a curated record
AUGCCUUCUGAGUUUGUUGAAGACGUUCAAAAACCUGAACACGUCGUCCAAGUGACUGAUAGCUUAACCAAAAAGUUAUCUGAUAAUUCUCUUGAAUUCUCAGACAAUCAAAUUGAUGAUUACCUUGCCAAGUUCUUGGAUAUCUCAAACAAUGCUCAAGGUAAUGAACACUCUGAAAAAGUGAUGUCUUUGAAAGAAGGUUUGAAAACUUUCCCAAAAGCUGCAGCUUGGUCUUUUGUUUUAUCAAGUUCAAUUAUCAUGGAAGGUUAUGAUACCAAUUUAUUGAAUUCUUUCUAUGCUUUCCCAGCCUUCAACAAGAAAUAUGGUGAAUAUUAUGAGCAUCUUGGUGAAUGGCAAAUUCCAGCUAAAUGGCAAACUUCAUUAUCCAUGGCUGUCAAUGUUGGUGAAAUUGUUGGUUUAUUUGCAGCUGGUAUUAUUGCUGACAGAGUUGGUUACAGAAAAACUUUGAUUUCAGCUUUGACAAUUGUUGCUGCCUUCAUUUUCAUUGUGUUCUUCUCUAUUAAUGUUGAAAUGUUAUUAGCAGGUGAAAUCUUGUUAGGUCUUGGUUGGGGUAUGUUGCAAACUUUGGUUGUUACUUAUGCAACUGAUGUUUGUCCUUUGGUUUUAAGAGUUUACUUGACAACUUAUGUUAAUGCUUGUUGGGUUAUUGGUCAAUUGAUUUCUUCUGGUAUCUUACGUGGUGUUUUAGAAUCCACAGAUCCUCAUGCCUACCGUAUUCCUUUUGCUAUUCAAUGGGUUUGGCCUGUUCCUAUCAUGAUUGGUAUCUAUUUAGCUCCUGAAUCUCCAUGGUGGUUAACAAGAAAGGGUAAAGCAGCCGAAGCAAAAAAGAACAUCAAAAGAUUAUUGUCUGUUAAUGAACACACUCCUGAUAUUGAUGUUUUAGCCGAUGCCAUGUUCAACAAAAUGCAAUUGACCAUCAAAGAAGAAGAGCAAAUCACCGCCGGUGUUACUUAUGCUGAUUGUUUCAGAGGUGGUAACUUUAGAAGAACAAGAAUUGCAGCUAUGAUUUGGUUAUUCCAAAAUAUCACUGGUUCAGCAUUUAUGGGUUAUUCAACUUAUUUCUAUAAACAAGCUGGUUUAGCUGAAUCAAUGUCUUUCACCUUCUCCAUUAUUCAAUAUGUCUUGGGUUUGAUUGGUACCUUAGGUUCUUGGUUCUUGUCACAAAAAGUGGGCCGUUUCACUAUCUUCUUUGGUGGUUUAGUUGCUCAAUGUAUUGUUUUGAUCAUCACCGGUGCAUUAGGUUUUGCAAAUUCAACUGGUGCUUCUUGGGCCAUUGGUUCCUUAUUAUUGAUUUUUACCUUCAUCUAUGAUUUAACAGUUGGUCCAAUCACUUAUUGUGCAGUUGCAGAAAUCCCAUCUGUCAGACUAAGACAAAAAACUGUCAUUAUUGCAAGAAAUGUUUACAACAUUGCUGGUAUUGUUAUUGCAGUUAUCACCCCAUACAUGUUAAACCCAACUGCUUGGAAUUGGAAAGCUAAAACUGGUUUAUUCUGGGCUGGUUUUGCAUUAAUUGCUUGUAUUUGGACUUGGUUUGAAUUCCCAGAAACAAAAGGUAGAACAUAUGCCGAAUUGGACACUUUAUUCCGUGAUGGUGUUUCUGCAAGAAAGUUCAAAUAUACUGAAGUUCAAUCUUUCAACACCCAAGAAAUGAUUGAAAAAUUAGGUGAAGAUGGUAUCAAAGAUAUUGUUGAAGCUGAUCAAGUUGAAAAGGCUGUUAAAGUCUAAAUUAAUGAGGUUAACGAUUCCGACGUUCAAUUUAACAGAUGUUUCUUGAGUUUAAUUGACAGUUUAUUUUUUAUUUUUAAUUUUUAACAAACUGCUAGAUGCAGUCUAUUUUAUAGUUCAAGUUCCUUAAUAAAAUUAUUUGCAAUGUGAAAACUUCGGUAGAAUGAACUUUAAAAGCUUUAGUGUUUCCAUCCACUAAAUGAAGAUAGUCUCAAAUCACCAAACAAAAAACCCUAUCCAAAUAACAAAGCUAAGCACACGGGUGCCAUAGAAGUAGAAGCUGGGAUCAUGAUAGAGAUCAACAUUUUAUCCUAGCAUAACCGCCCACAAACUUGUUCAAAAAAGGCCCUAUUAUCAACGCCUAACGCUCAAUUCAAAACGCUGAGUUCACAUCUGGUUGACCAAGUCCCAAAAUACGCCAGCUUGAACAAUAGCCUUUCGCCUAUUUCAAAUUAAUGAGUUGCAUAUGGCCAAUG